AUGGCAUUGUUGAUGCUGGUGUCGGCUCAAGCGAACUUCCUACCCACCAUCCUCCUAGCGUUCCUUCACUACUCGCCGACAAAGGCAAAUCUGUACGCAGCUGCCACUGCUUUCGCCACCCUGCCUUUCUACUGGGCCUGGCCUUUCCACUCCGACUGGACCCGUGAGCGGCUGUGGCACUAUGUCAUUCCUCUCCUGGGAUGUAUUCCAGCCUACGGUAUCUGGACAUGGUCAAGCGGACAUCCGCAUCAGCAUUCCAUAAAACCGACAGCCCUGUACGGCGUGGCAUUUUUGGCACAAAUGCCUACCUUCGCCCAACCCUCACUGAUUGCUUACCGUACGUCUACACUCUACGGAGCGAGCGAGCAGGCCAUUGGCACCGCCGCCACUUUUGCAGCUUUGUCGAUCGGGAGCAUCAUCUCUCCUCAGAUGUUUCCUAAUGCUGAUGCACCACUCUACCACGAGGCCUUCGUCGGCACCUGUGCGAUUGUCGCAGUAGCCAUCGUUAGCGCCCUGACCAUUCCCUGCUGGCUGACUCUGGAAGCUCGCACUCGCAAGCAGAAAUACGGCCAUGCCAUGCCGCUCCGUGCAAUGGAGGAUGCCGAUCUGAGCCAAGUGACAGAGGCCGCCCACCAUCACAACCACCAUGAGCUCAACGAGCGCCUGCGGCAGGCGGCGUUAGCGGUAAAGGACAUCGAAAUGGAACUGGUUCAGCAAAUCGAAGACCAAGCCGAGAGCAAGGCGUAA
Molecule: messenger RNA, 747 nt
Organism: Cladophialophora psammophila CBS 110553
Lineage: Eukaryota; Fungi; Ascomycota; Eurotiomycetes; Chaetothyriales; Herpotrichiellaceae
Exons: 4
Coding region: 1-747 (248 amino acids)
Cellular component (GO): membrane
Molecular function (GO): transmembrane transporter activity
Source: RefSeq, a predicted model, not a curated record